CCAACUUUGUUUGUGUUCAUUGCAGUGGUGUAAAGCAGAUUCUCCUGUAAAAUGGCUGCCUUCAAAGCUUUCUGGAAUAGCCCUGUUGGUCCAAAGACGACACACUUUUGGGGACCUGUGGCGAAUUGGGGAUUUGUGGCAGCUGGUCUGGUAGAUAUGCAGAAACCCCCAGAGAUGAUCUCUCCGAAUAUGACGGGAGCGAUGUGUGUUUAUUCAGCAUUGUUCAUGAGGUUUGCCUGGAUGGUACAGCCACGCAACUAUCUCCUUCUAGCCUGUCAUGCUUCAAAUGAGACUGUCCAACUCUAUCAGUUCUCACGGUGGGCAAAGGCUCAAGGGUACUUGUCUGAGGAGAAAAAGGACAAGGCCUAAUGGAUGUGCCUUCGUAUAUCAAUCACCGGAGGCUGCUGCACAUUGUUCUAGUGAUUUUCUUCUUCUACUUCUCUUAACUCACUUUGUUUCUUGUAUCAAACGCUUGUGACCACGUUGUCCGAUUAAGGUCAGAAUUCUCUCAAGUUCAUUUUUUCCCCCAGAAUUGAUUGGCUGCUAUUUAUGACAUUUUGGUUGGAGAAAUAACAUGUACAGAGCAUAACGAGAGGACCAAGAAUGGGCUUUUCCAUGUACCAUCUGUCCUUUUAGGAAGCAGAAUUGUACUUCAAAACCAUUUGAUGAAAAACUUGUACUUGUCAACUUGACAAUCUUCGUAAGGCUCUCUUGUUCUGUUAUUCUUGUCAUGGUGGUUUGUGAUGCGAUCCAGGAUGGGCCAAUCUGGGGCCUUUGUAAGGAAGGAUGGGUGGAUUACAUUUCAUUGUAACAUCGGGUUAUACUUGCAAUGAAUUCUUGAAAAUUUUGAAUCUCUCUAAGAAUUAUAGAAUGCAAGUCGGUAGUGAUGCUGAUAUGCCAUUCAGAA
Linum tenue is the source of this 907-nucleotide messenger RNA. The record is from the annotation of a GenBank genome assembly. NCBI's taxonomy places the organism in Eukaryota, Viridiplantae, Streptophyta, Magnoliopsida, Malpighiales, Linaceae.